This is a messenger RNA of Saccostrea cuccullata (small rock oyster), 3887 nucleotides long. RefSeq names its product tetratricopeptide repeat protein 24-like. The transcript is spliced from 17 exons. The record is from RefSeq and is a predicted model, not a curated record. NCBI's taxonomy places the organism in Eukaryota, Metazoa, Mollusca, Bivalvia, Ostreida, Ostreidae. Gene Ontology annotation, molecular function: protein binding. The coding region runs from base 81 to 2675 and encodes 864 amino acids.
AAACUAUCCAAAACAAUAUGGCUGACGGAGUCCCUUCCAUUCCUCGUCAAAGUUACUAGGUGUGUUUUCUUUUCUGAAAAAUGAAGAUGGAUCACAGGAUGUUAAACCCUGCUGCUGAAAUAGAAAAAUUCUCCAAGCUUGGAACACAAGAUCUGCAAAACAACCAUCUAGAAAGAGCUCUAGAAUCAUUCAAGUAUGCAUACAAACGUUCAAAAGAACUAGAUGAUGACAGUUACACUGAGAGAGCCUGUGCGUUUAAUUUAGGUGCCGUUUACAUUGCUCUUGGAGAUGGAAAGAAAGGGAUUGAACUCCUCAAUAAAGCAUUGCCUCCAGAUAAUGCCAGGGAAGGGAGGUCUAAUGGGGACCUGUACUUUAACCUGGGACUGGGACAUGAGAUGACGGGGAAUACAGAGGAAGCUGUCAGAAGUUAUAAAAAGGCUUUGGAGGAGUAUAAAAUAGAGAGGGAUAAUGUCCAAAUGGAGGCAGAAACACUGGAGAAAUUAGGUCAGCUGUAUCUAAAAACCAGAAACAAAUUUACUACAGAAACUUUUGAGCAGUUGGCCCAGACCUAUGAAAUUUUGAACAAUCCAUCUAAGCAGUUGUGGGCGAUGACUGAGAAGGCCAACCAACAGUUUGCCAAUGCCCUGGCUGAAGAGGCUGAGAAAACAGCAGAGGAGUGUCUGAAACUGGCAGAAAAAUGUGGCCCCUCUGUCAAUCUAGGCACCAUCUACAAUGACCUAGGACUGAUAUUUACUCAGAGACAGAAAUAUGAUCAGGCAGUUUCGUGUUUUGAGUUGGCUUUACCAAUGGUGGAGGGCCCAGAAGGGGAUGAGAAGCAGAUGGCGGUACUUCUCCAGAAUCUUGGAGCUACAUACAACUUUUUGGGGAACUAUCAGAAAGCUGUAGAGUACCACGAGAAGGCUGGGGAUAUGUAUGCUCGAUUACGUAACAGAAAUAGCCAAGGACAGUGUUUCGCCAACAUGGCUUUUGCCUACAGUCAGCUUGGAGACAUAGCCAAUGCAGGAGAGGCCUUUUUACAUGCUCUACAGGCAGCCAAGGAUUCUGGUGACAAGAGAACGCAGUGGCAGGUCAGUGAAGGACUGGGGGCAGUGGCUUUUAACCAGAAUAACAUCAAGAAAGCCGUGGAGUACUUUCAGAAAGCCCUGACCCUGGUGGCGUCCUCCGAACCUUCCAACACGGUGGCCCAGAACCGCAUUGUAGCCAAGAUAACCCUGGCUCUACAGACACAGGUCAAGAAGGAGACCGCACCACCUGUUAGGGUGAGAAGAGUGGCAAACCGCACUGAGACUGGGGUUAGCAGAACACCGGUACAUGAACCUCUCAUAAAGAAAGAGGUGGCCAUUCCAGUGAAAGCCAGCUCCACUCCCAUGGGAUCCCCCCGCAGGCAUCAAAGAAUUAGCAUUCCACAGAAUGAUGAAAUAAGACAAGAAGCCUUCAGGAAAUCAAAACGUGUCAGCUAUGGGUUUGUACCAGUUGGCAGGAAAGGUUCCUCCCUGAGAUAUGAAAAGGUAGCCAGAGGGCUCAGUAAGGAUACCAUUAUAACGGAAAGUAUCCGAUCCAGCACACGGAACUCAAUGAUGGAGAUAGAAUCCGAGAAAGAAGAAGGUACGGGGGAUUCUGAAGAAGAAGGUUCGGGGGAUUCUGAAGAAGAAGAAGAGGAAGACAACUCUGAUAUUGACAAGACCAUCCACAAGACAGAGAUGGCAGAAACUAUGCAGGGAAGAGCCAGCAGAAGCAGUACUGGGAGGUCAAGUGUGAUGAAUACCAAUAGAAGACAGAGUACAAAGAUGGCUCAGAUCCAAGGUCUUCACAACCAAUCAUCUGAUUCCUCAUCUGACUCAUCAUCUGAAUCUUCAUCGGAAUCAUCAGAUGACACAGCAGUGAAUGAUGAAGAGGAUGAUAAAAAGGCUUUUACGGAGGCCUUGAAGAAACAGUUAGAUAAACAUGACAGUGACUCAGAUGUAUCACAAAAGAACACCAGAGAUAAGACAAAACCAAAGCAAGCUAAAGAGGAAAGUGAAAGCUCUGAAGAUGAAGCUCCCCCUCUUCCAACCCAGUCCCCUCCCCAGACCAAACUCCUGGGAGGGACCUACGAGACACCACAGAGGGUGCAGGACAAAAAACUCCACUACGCUGACAUAGAGCAUACAGGAUCACCCAAGUCAGGAGGUGAGAGAUUUGUCAGGCACUCUGAACAUAGCUCACAUCCUAAUUUCUUGAGUGAUCAGGCUGAUAGCUCCAGUAGUUCAGAAGAAAGUGAUGAUGAUGAUGAUGAUGGCAGUGAAGAUGAUCAUCAGAAAUCAUCUGCUAGGGGAAAUGAGGGCUUGGAGGCUAGUGGGACCUAUCAUGAAAUAGAAAUGGGGUCAAUGCAAGGCUCAAGAACAGCAACAGAAGAUGAUCCUCUGUACCAAUCCAUUCCAGCCAGAUCGGACACGGCAAGAACACAGGAUGACGAGGUGGACACGCCCACUUUUGAGAAAGGGCCGCAGUUUAGAAACUUCUCGGAAUUGCCGCGGGGAAUGAACGUAGAUUCUUCCGCUGCUGAAUCGGAUGUUUUCCACUAUGAGCAACACCAAAGGAUGGCCAGGGAGAGACAAGCACAGCAAGACCAAGAAAACGGCAGUAAAGAUAGCAAAACCUGCUCUGUGAUGUGAAAUAAAACAGUUUUUUUCUGCAUUAGGUGUUGUAAACAAAACUAUUUAUCAUGGAGUCAAAACCACUAUUGUAAAGAAUUUAAAUAUUGUUUCGUUUAAUUUAGAUCUUGAUGUAUCCGCUGGCAAUGCUGUCAAUUUUUUGCCAUAAUAAUGAUGCCAGUUUUGAAUAAAAUAAGAUGAUUAUGUUUAAAAAUACAUGUAUUGAAAUUAUGCUCAUGAUACACAUAUGCAUUCCACCACAUAUAUGUCAAAAUAAGUGUUGUAAAUGAUACGUGUACGUUCUAGAUUAAGAUUUGUUUUGAUCAGCAAACAAACUUUUAGAAUACGGUCACAUGAGAAAAAAUAUUGAAAAUGAUUUCAAUAUAAUGAUUUUUAACUUUUAAACAACACUCUAGUAUGUUCAUUAAUUAUUUUGUAAAUAGUACUUGAUAUUUUUUAAUUUAAUUUGCUACUGGGAAGAUUUUUAACGCUUAAGUGGAUUGCAUUAAUUUAUACAUUUAUAAAAAGUAAUUGGUAGAAGUGUUAACAUUUAUACAGGAAUUUUAUUUCCGACAGUGCUUGAUUGAAGCAAAGAGUAGAUUGUGAUAUAUUAAUAUGACAUUGUUAGGUAUGCCUAAUGUUUAUCUUUUACGCAAAAAUAUAAUAAAUCAUACGACAGAAAAUAACACAACUAAUAGCAAUCAGCAACAACAGGUGCUCGGUGACAGAUCCCCCCCCCCCUUUGUUCCGUACCCAAAAGAUUCUUUGACUUUUUUUAAUAAAAUAGUUUUCUGUGACAUAUUCACAGCGUAUUACAACUGAAAUAUCCAAAAUUUUAAGCUAAAACUAGCUAACUCUCUGAUAAUAUUAAAUAGUAUGAAUUUUUAGUAAAGGCUAGUUUUAGCUUAACUUUAGGAUUUUUCGGUUGUAAUACUUUGUGAAUAUGACAUAGAAAACUACCCCCGGUAUUUUAUUUUUAAAAAGUCAAAGAACCCUAGGGGUACGGAACACAGGUGGAACACCGUCCCCUAGCACCUGAGCCUGGAACUAAAGUAUGAGAAUUAUAGGUAAAUUAUACUCCUAACAAGAACUUUCAAUUAAGAGUAUUAAGGAAUUUUUGUAUGUAUAUUUGUACACAUUUGUAAGAUUUGUCUGUGAUAUUUGUUUCAUGCAAAAUGAGAUUCAUUCCUAAAAUAUUGAAAUAAAGUAGAUUAAAUCACAUAUAUGCAAGAA